AAAAUGGUAUGUUAUAUCUGAGAUAUCGGGAUAUAAGUGAGCUGUGAUGAUGGACCGCAGUGAUUCUGUCGUAGGGGACGAUUUGACGCUUCCUGUCGAUAUCAACGGAAGCUGCAGACUGCCAGACUCCAUAAACGCUGGAGAGAAUUCUACAGACAGCAUGACAGCUCCAACCUUCCCUGAUAAGAUGUCGCCCAUCAAAGCUCUGACCAUGAAGGACUAUGAGAACCAAAUCACUGCUCUGAAGAAAGAAAACUUUAACUUGAAGCUCCGGAUUUACUUCAUGGAGGAGCGCAUGCAACAGAAAUGUGACGACUCCACUGAAGACAUUUUCAAAACGAACAUUGAGCUGAAGGUGGAGCUGGAAUCUAUGAAGCGAGAGCUGGCAGAGAAACAAGAGCUUCUUGUAUCAGCAUCUAAAGCUUUAGAGAGUUUGGCGGGUCGAGAAUCAGGAGAACCCCAUCGUGUGAGAGAGCAAGCACAGAGGGAGAUGGAUGCAUUAAGAGAUGCAUUCACUAAAAGGAUAGCUGACCUGGAACAGUGUUUGCGAACAGCAGAGGAGGAGGUCGAGAGCAUGGCAGCCAUUGCUGAACAGGAGAAGCUUAGGAGUAUAAACAUGGAGAAGCAGCUCCAGGUUCUCGAUUCAUCAGGUGCCUUUACACCUGCUGUUCCCAAAACGAUCCAAGACCUGCAGCAGACUCUGCGGGAGAAAGACAAUAUAAUUGAGCAGCUCAAGGUUAAUUUAAAGAACCAAGAAGCUUUGAUCCUUCAGAAGGGCAACACAGACCAAGAGACAGAUGCACCAACAGCUAAACAGCUGUCGGAUCUUAUCGCAGAACAAGAUCAGGAGCUUAAGGCUCUAAAGGAGGCGCUGCAUAAAGAGAAGGAGAAAACACAGCCAGACCAGGAGGUUGGUGAUGGUCACGUUAUAAGAUUGGAGUCCAUCAAUAAAGUGCUGACUGAAGAACUCAACCAGGUAAAAAGCACCAAUGAAAAUCUGACAAAAACACUGGAGGAUUCCCAGAAUCAGAACAAGAGCCUGUCAAUGAAGUUGGAGGAGCAGGAGAAUGAACUAGACUCUGAGAAGAAAAAUGCUUUGAAGCGAGAUAAAACAAUCCAGGGUCUUACUCAGGUCCUUGGGAAAAAGGAAAAAGAGAUUGAGGAACUUUGUCAGCAGAUUGAGGACAGAGAUGAUGCUUUGACUAAGGCUAGAGAGGCAGCACAUAAAGCCCAAUUACAGAGAUAUCAGGGAGCUGAACAGCACCAAAGCCUGUUGAUGGAAAAACAAACAGAGUUGGCUCAACUUCAGGGAGAACACCAUGUCAAGGUUCUUGAAGCCCAAAAACUUCAGCGUGCCCUGGACAGGAAAGAGCAGGAGCUGGCUGACUUGCAGCAGACAAAGGACCAGCUCGAUGUGGAACUGGAAGACCUGCAGCAACAGAAGAAGAAAGGAGACAAAGCCCUAAAUGAUCUUAACAAUCAGUUGAAGAAGCUGAGUGGUGAGAUGAAGGAACGGGAGAGUGCUCUUGAGCAGCAGUACCAGGAGUUGCUGGACCAGACAAAAAGAAAACUGCAGACACAUGAAGCCACCGUCCAGAGACUCACCACCACCCUGUCUGAUAAAGAGCAGCAGCUACAGGAGUACAUAAGUAUGAUCAGAGACUUGGAGCAAAACAGAAGUCCUGGCAGUAAUGACAGCAUGCUUACCAAGCUGCGGCAAAGGCUGAAAGAAAAAGAGAAUGCUUUGGAGCAAGCACUAGAUGAGAAAUUUGCUGCCAUUGAGGAGAAAGACAACGAGAUUCACCAUCUGCAGCUGUUGCUAAGAGAAAAGGAAAGAGAUUUAGAUAGACUCAAUAAUUUACUCACUCAUAAUGAGGAAACCAUUAAUAGUUUUGACAGUUUAAUCAAGGAGAAAGAUGUGGAGCUGGAGCAUCUUGCAAACACUUUAAAGAACCUCCAGAGAGCCAAGCAAGAUGUAGAAGACAAUUUAAACAGAUCUCUGAGAGAAAAAGACACUAUCAUCAACCAGCUGCAGCUCUUAUUGGAGGGCAAGACAAAAGAUAUGGAAGAAAUGUCUGAAUCUACGCUGAACCAGUCACAGACACAUGCACAGGACCUCACUGAGCAAAUGGGCCAGAGGUUAAAGGUCACAGAGGCUAUGUUGGCUGAGGCUGUGAAAGCCAGAGAAAGACUAGUAUCUGACAAUGAGAGUGCUGUGGAGGGGCUGCUGGCUACAAUUAGCAGUAAGGAUCAACUUGUCAAGGAGUCUGCUGAGCAUUUUAACCGCAUGCUGUCUGAGCGUGCUCAAGAGAUUCAGGAACUGAAGAAGCAGCUGGCUGAGAAGCAACAGGAGCUUGCUAAUGCUGAGAAGCAAAUCUCCUCAACAGUCCAAAAGAGUUAUUUAGAGGCUUCAGAACUCAAAGCUCUGCUUGCAGACAAAGACAGCCUCAUUGACAAGCUUUUGCAGCGUGGUCAGGAGAGAGACCAGUUCCUAUCAGAGAUCAGUCGGAAGACGGAACAGGAUCAUGUAUUGGAGCUUAGGCAAACCAUCCAGAUCAUGCAAGUAAAGCUGGAUGAAAGGGAAGCUGAGCUGUCCAGGAGAAGUAGUGAGGAUAAGCAGGAGAACUACCCACUUUCCAAGAAAACAGUUGUCCUAAAGGAGGAGUUGGCACAGAAAACUAAAGCGCUCAACGAAGCUCUGAAGAGGGAAAAUGAACUCAAGAUUUCUCUGGCUGACCUCCAGUCAUUGCUGUCUGAGCUUGAGGGUCGCAUUGAAGGUCAGGCUGCUAACAUCGAUUCCUUGACUGCCACUUUGAAGACCAAGGAGGAAAUUAUCAAUGUCCUCCACCAGCGUCUCGGUCAGGGGGGUCACAGCCGAGCUAACACCCAGGAUUGUGUGAUUGGCUCCGAUAUGGAGAGGUCCCUACCUGAACUCCCUCAGAGAGAGAGAACAAUGAUAGGAGGAGACAGCCAGCAAGAAACUUUGCCCAGCUUUGUAGUCUUACACCAAGAGCAUGAUGCUCUAAACAGAGCCCUUAGAGCGGAACAACAGCUCUACUCCAGCUUGGUUAGGACUGUGAAGGAGCAGGACAGUGCUCAGCGUCUUCAUGCUCUGCAGCUGGAACUGACAGCAGUGCAGCUUCUCAGGCAGCAGCUAGAAGACAGCAUCAAAACUAAUGAGGAGCUGAGGGAUGACUUGGAGAAAGAGAUACACAGGGCCAAACUCAGAGAAGGAACGGACCUGAUUGAUCCUAAAGAGCUGGAGAGCGUGAGACAUCAGCUUGAGGAUGCUCAGCGCUGGAAUGCAUCCCUGCAGGCUCGCUUGGGAGCAAUUCAGAACCGAGGAGGUGGUGUUGGUGGAGCCAAUGACAGUGGUGACACCUUGAGUUUCAUUGGAGAUCAGACUUCCUACAUGAGUAUCUGUGUGGGUGAAGGCGCAGAUGAUAGCUUGUCUCAACUUUCUGUUCAGGAGCUCAAACAGAAGGUGUUGGAUCUGCAGGAUUGUGUGGACGGACUCCAAAGUUCAAACAGUGAGCUACAGAGCAGGCUGUCACAAGUGGAGAAGUCAGAGCGUGAUGCUUGUGAACAGGAGGGCAAAGAUCUGACUAGCAGAAGCCAAUGCAAACAGCUUGAGAAGACGCAUGAGAUGCAACCACUGGCUCACAGUAACAGGGUACGUCUUCCUGAUCAGGAUAAGGAGAGCCAAACAAACAUGGACACAGAAGAGAUGACAGCUGCAAAACUGUUGCCUAAUGACGGCAAGGACAGUUGGUAUUGCCAGAGUAGAGAGCAUGCUCACUCUGACACAAGCCUCAUGGACACCAGAGAAAACACAGAGAGGAACACGGAUGUACCGACGCUUAAAUCUCUGCUGACGGAUUGUGGCUCCACCUCAGUCGUGGAUUUGAGAGAGGAGCUGCUACGUCUUCGAUCUGAAAAUGCAAAGCUGCAGGGUGUCCUUAAGGAACAGAAAUCUACGGAGUGUAAAGAAAAAGAGAGCGUAGAUAUUUCAGGGAACAGCAGCGAUGGACAGGCUGAACUGAGAAAGAGUUUGGAAACUCUGCAAGCUGAACCUAAUCACAAUUUUAAGGACAGCAAACUGUUGAAGGAAAGAGCAGAAAAGUCAAAUGGAAAGAAUUCUGUCAGCACUGCAGAGGAGAUGGAUAGUCCAAAACCUCAACAUCAGACACAUAGCAAGAGGGCAAAGCAGCUUGUCACAAGACACAGGACUGCUGUCAAAUCUCGCCUCCCCGUGCCAGUCAGGCAUAAAAUGGAGGGAAGCAUCAGCAGGCAGUCUGUGAGCUACGACCAGAUGCAAACUGAGACACAUCAGCAUCUUAAUUUGGAUAACGUCUUUGGUUCUGAUCAGGAAUUGCAUACUGACUCUGAUUCUGCACAAGAACUCCGCACACCGCCUUCCUCCACUUUGAGAUGUGCUCAAACUAUCUGCAGUCCAGCAGGGUCUGACAAGGGAUCUGAAGCUAGAAUAUUAGACAAUCACUCCCAGGGCGAGUCAGCUCUUCUUACUCAGCUUGAACUUCUCCACCAGGAGUGUCAGGAAAAGGAGGUCCUUAUCAACAAGAUGAGCAAGCAGCUUACUGAUUUAGAAGAGCUCCAUGCUCAGCUUCAGGAAAAGGAGAGUCUGAAUUUCCAGUAUACAAAGGCUUUACAGGCUGCACAGUCCACCAUCGCUUACCUGACGGCCUGCAGUUUGGAUAACCAGGGGGGACUGGGUUCACAUGCAGGUUUAGGUGCUGUGGAUUCUGUUGCUGACCUCCACAAUAGAUGCAUGGAGUUGCAGAAAGCCCUACAAGAGAAGGAGGAGCUUAACAACCAUCUUAUUGAGCUUCUGAACAUGGCGGAGAAAGCCAUCACCUCCUCUCACAGCCAAAGUUUAAACCCAGAAGCUAGAGAUCUUUGCUUACAAAUAGAGAGUGCUUUACAUCAGGUAAAUGCAUCUUCAGACACAGAUAGCCCAAGAAAUAUCUUUAGCUAUUCUGAGGAAUCUCUGCAUGAACUGCAGCGACAUGCGGACUCUUUGCAAAAGGCUCUUUUGGAACAGAGUAGGUUCAAUGCAGAGCUUCAGGAACAGCUGAGGGCUGCAAAUUCUGCUGCACAAUUGGGCCACAUCAGUAACAGUGUUCCUCUAAAUGACACCAUCUCACGGCAGAGAGCAGCAACAGAAGAGUCGAUUGAAGAAGAAGCGGCUGAGGAACACCCUGGUACAACAGGAGGUUUUGAUAAUGCUACUUUAAAUCAGGAGUUAAGCUUUUUAAUGAACUGCUUCAGUGCAGCAGAGUCUACUGUGUCCUCUUUAGCAGCUCACUGUGAUAAUGUAGGCUCGUUGACACUUGACAAACCAGUGGAAAUCAGCCCUGACCUGCAAACAAAUUUGGACAAUCUUCAGCGAGUCCUGCUGGAGCGAAGGCAGCUGGUUGAACCUACUCACCCAAAAACCAAAUCUAAAGCAAGUUUCUCCUCUGCUUCAAACAAAACAGAAGGGCUGAAGCUCCAUGAAGACCUCUGCCUCCUCGUCAAGAUGUUCAGUGAUUACUCUCAGAGGAUAUCUGAUCUGCAGACUGCUCUGCAGGAGGAGAAGGCCCACACAAAACUGAGUGAGGGCCACAGGAUGGUACAGGAUGCCAAGGGAUUACCACCAAAUGUUAAGCUCCAACUGGAGACUUUACAUAAAGCUCUGAGGGAAAAAAAGAAAACGUGUAAAACCCUGGAGGAGAAACUGGCCACUGCUCUUACCAAGACGCCCUCUCCUGAAACUGCACCAAAAGCUCCUGAGCAGGGUGACAAAAGCGUGCAGGUGGAUUUGCAGGACCUGGGUUACGAAACCAGUGGCAAGAGUGAGAACGAUAGGGAAGAGAACAGUAUCACAGAUCUAGAGGUGGGUGUGAAUCACAGCUGCAGUCCGUUCAGUCUGCCUCCACUGUUCAAACAUGAACAAGCCAACUUCUCUUCCACGGAACACUUGGAAUCAACCUCCAGCACUCCGUACCCUAGUUCCCCAGCUCUCAGCUCAGCUAAGGUCAGUCUGAAAGGCCUGCAGGUGUAUGAUGAGUUUGGUGUUUCAGAGGACCCUCUUCAGCUUCAAGCACAAGUCAGAGAGCUGAAGGUCCAGCUUGAAAACCAGACAAAACUCAUCCUUCAAAUGCAAAGUCUCCUGCGGAGGAACUCCCUCACCAGUGACGUGGCUGCCAACACAUCGGAUCUCCUCAGCAUCAGGGAACAGGACAACACACAAAAAGUAAACCAAGAGAAGAGUGGGCAACUACGAAAGACAAAUGAAGCAGAAAACCAGCCAGUGAAAGACAGAGCUACUCGUCUGAAUUUGGACCUGGAGAAGGAGAAGACACAGAACCAAAACACGAAUGAACUACAGCAAACACGCAGCGACUCCACAUCACCUGCCAGGCUGGAUUCUUUGGUGCAGUCACAAGCCAAGGAGCUGUCUCAGCUGAGGCAGCAGAUCAAGGAGAGCCGCAGGCUGGGAGAUCUGCAGCGUAGGCAGUUGGAGGAGCUGAACAAGGCCUUCAAAGAUCUGCUGCAUGCCAGCGAAGUUGACGAUUUCAUGGGGGAGGUUAUCAAAGAAAAGUUGGACAAGAGUCUGAGCCUUCUAGACAAGCUGGAGGGACGACUGGACAGAGAGUCUCACGUGGAAAAUGAGGAUUCAGCAGCUCUUGAACUGUCUCACAGGUUGGCUAAAGAGCUGCAGGAGAAGAACAGACUCAUCCAGAGCCUGCAGAGUCAGAUCAGAAGCAGAAGUCCCAGCAGCCACCACAGCUCUCACUCUGAUCUGUUCCACUCAGACAUGUCUUCGUCCUGUCACAGCAGCCCCUCCACACAAGGUGGCAGUCGAGCACACAGCCAGCAGAACUACACUUACAGGAUAGGAGCAGCUGACCCUCCUGUAGGAGGAGCUCAGGAAAAAGUUGUGUCUGACCACAUCAACAAUGCCAGCAGACUGCAAGACCUUCAGAGGGAGAACGGACUCCUGCAGGAGCAGCUUAGAAGCAGGGAGGAGCUCAACGCCACCCUACGCAGUGAACUAGAACUGCAUCGCUCAAUUAUGGCCCAGGCCAGUUCUCACCACCAGGAGCAGGAGCAGGGCCAUGACCAGGAGGUCUCAGGGCCUCAAACAGGAGCACAGAAACAAGACGGAGACAUCAGCUCCCCACAGACAGCUGGAGAACAGCCUCACAUGAUGAAUUCAGACCUGCUGGCAGAACAUUUGCAGGAAAUCAGAGCUUUACGACAACGUCUCGAAGAAAGCAUUCGCACCAACGACUGCCUGAGGGAACAGUUGGAGAGGAGGCUGGCUGAGGUGGAGAAAGACCCAGCAGCCACAAACAUUUUUAUUCACGGCAAUGACGAGCAGGGCCAGCUGGUUAACGAGGUGCGAUAUCUCUGGGAACAAAAUCAAACCCUAAAGGAACAGCUCAGCGUAGGAUCUCGAGACAAGCAGAAAGAGAAUGAGAAGCUCCGGGAGACUCUGGCCAGGCGGACGGCCAAACUGGAGCAGAGCAGGAAGGAGUGUGAAGCUCUGAAACAGGAAAACGUCCGACUGCAGGAGAGACUGGAGCACUGCAGCCAGGAAAACUCACUGCUGCAGAAUUCUUUACACUCCAGAAAAGAGGAGUUGCAAAGGUGCGCACACAUUCACAAUGAUUCACAGUUAUUCCACAGCAAACUGUUCAUGGAGCAUGCAGCUCUGAAUAUUUCCUUCUUCAGAGCUGUUCUCUUGUGCAACCUGAAACUACACACAGCUACUAAUUACCAACCUUACCAAUCUGAAGAGUCAUUAUUUCCAUUAUUCCAAAGCACUGUGACUUUGAAAUGUGACUCUCUUCUGUCAGAGAUCAAACAUCUGAGGCUGCAGCUGGAGAGGAGCAUCCAGACCAACACAGCUCUGCGACAAAAACUGGAGGAGCAGCUGCUCCGAGGACCCAACCGUUCUGAGACUAUCAACAUCAACUACCUGCUGUCCUCUCCAGAUGAAGGGGGCAGGUCACCUGGCCGUGAAGCCUGUGAUCCUCUACGUCACUCAUUCCAGAGUCACCAUGAACACACAAGUGUCCUCCACGUCUUCUCAGAUGUGGAGCACUACACUCGGUCAGAGGUGGAUGGUUCAGUCUGCAGCAGCUCUGGUGACAGCAUCUCUGCUGCUCCCUCUCGGCUCGUCCCUGGUCACCGGAUGUGGGCCAAUCGCAACGGACGCCACAUUCUGGGUCUGAUUGAAGACUACAACGCCCUCCGCAAGCAGAUCUCAGACGGUCGUAAACUGUCGCACAGCAUGGACACUCAGCUGCAGGAGUGUCUGCACAUUUUCAGACAGCAGAGCUCUGAUGACAAGGUAAUAGAAAGGCAACAUCUGAAAAGUUUAUCCAGCAGCUCAAACACCAUGCAGCAAGUGUUAGAGGAGGCUGGCCGACUGCUCAAACUGCUGUGGAGAAUCUCUCUGCCAGCUGGUUACACAGAGGGAGGCGGCAGCAACAACCAGCAGGAUGAGCUGCUGAAAAACGAGAUAACCAGACUGAAGAACAGGCUGUCGCAGCAGGAGAGGAUGCUGAGCGGAGCUGUUAAACGUCUGCGUACCACCAACCAGCUCAAAGAGGGAAUGGAGAAAGUCAUCAUUGACCAGUUGUCUUUAACCCAUGGAGUGUUGAAGAAAGCCAGGGGGAAUUUAGAGACAAAUUAUUAUAGCCUCUUUGGUCUGAAAGGCCUGUCUGGAGGACCAGGCGAAGGAGGUCCCGGUCAAUGGCCAUUAAUGGACAUGAAGUUCACGCAGCCCGAGUAGACAAGUUUCUCCAUUUCUACAAACUGAAGGAAGAAUCGUCAGAUCUUCACAGCGAUGCAUCUUUGCAUUGCUGCUACUAAACCUUCAGGUUUAACACCCAGUCCUGCCUGUAUUAAUGUUGCUUCUUAAACAUGUUCCUG
Molecule: messenger RNA, 8946 nt
Organism: Nematolebias whitei (Rio pearlfish)
Lineage: Eukaryota; Metazoa; Chordata; Actinopteri; Cyprinodontiformes; Rivulidae
Gene: cdk5rap2
Product: CDK5 regulatory subunit associated protein 2
Exons: 50
Coding region: 47-8806 (2919 amino acids)
Cellular component (GO): microtubule organizing center
Source: RefSeq, a predicted model, not a curated record